Messenger RNA from Silurus meridionalis, 2467 nucleotides. RefSeq names its product N-myristoyltransferase 1a (gene nmt1a). The record is from RefSeq and is a predicted model, not a curated record. Gene Ontology annotation, molecular function: glycylpeptide N-tetradecanoyltransferase activity. The transcript is spliced from 12 exons. NCBI's taxonomy places the organism in Eukaryota, Metazoa, Chordata, Actinopteri, Siluriformes, Siluridae. Gene Ontology annotation, biological process: N-terminal peptidyl-glycine N-myristoylation. Bases 47 to 1510 code for a protein of 487 amino acids. Gene Ontology annotation, cellular component: cytoplasm.
AAUCGGAAAGGGUUUCGAAGGCGAGUUCCUCACUUCCUGAUUAAUCAUGGCGGAUGAGAAUGAGACAGCACCGAAGCAGGAGAAAGAAGUGGAGCUAGAGGAGGACCACGGGCAUUGUAGUGACUGCGAAAAUGAAGAGCAUCAUUUCGAUGAUGGAGAAAAGGGGGAUACAGGGGCCAAGAAGAAGAAAAAGAAACAGAAGAAAAAGAACAAGGACAAAUCUGGAGGAAAAGAUUUGGCCCAGGACCCGCUGGCCAAAGUGAAUUCUCUUCCUGCUGAUAAGCUUCAGGAGAUUCAGAAAGCCAUUGAGCUUUUCUCAGUGGGACCUGGACCAGCCAAAACCAUGGAAGAGGCCUCACGCCGUAGCUACCAGUUCUGGGACACUCAACCUGUCCCUAAACUAGGAGAGAUGGUGACAACACACGGCUGCAUCGAGCCUGAUAAAGAUAGCAUCCGAGAGGAGCCAUACAGCCUUCCUCAGGGUUUCACCUGGGAUGCGUUGGACCUCGGCAACUCCGCUGUGCUAAAAGAGCUGUACACUCUCCUGAAUGAGAACUACGUGGAGGAUGAUGAUAACAUGUUCCGCUUUGACUAUUCGCCCGAGUUCCUUCUGUGGGCACUACGUCCUCCGGGCUGGCUGCCUCAGUGGCACUGUGGCGUGAGAGUCAACUCCAAUCAAAAACUCGUGGGCUUCAUCAGCGCCAUUCCAGCCAACAUCCGUAUCUACGAUAUAGAGAAGAAGAUGGUGGAGAUUAAUUUCCUGUGUGUGCAUAAAAAGCUCCGCUCCAAGCGUGUAGCCCCCGUGUUGAUCCGAGAGAUCACCAGAAGGGUUAAUUUGCAGGGUAUUUUCCAGGCUGUCUACACUGCCGGAGUGGUACUGCCCAAACCUGUAGGGACCUGCAGAUACUGGCACCGAUCUCUGAACCCACGGAAGCUGAUAGAAGUAAAGUUUUCCCACCUGAGUCGGAACAUGACUAUGCAACGUACUAUGAAGCUGUACAGGCUGCCUGAGGCUCCAAAGACCGUAGGCUUAAGGGCGAUGACGGUGAAGGACAUUCCAAAUGUGCACCGCCUGCUGAAAGAUUAUCUCCGCCAGUUCAACCUGGCUCCAGUCAUGAGCAUGGAGGAGGUGCAGCACUGGCUUCUGCCCCAAGAGAACAUCAUCGACACCUAUCUGGUGGAGAAUCCUGAGGGGAAAAUCACAGACUUCCUGAGUUUUUACACCUUGCCAUCCACCAUCAUGAACCACCCGGUGCACCGCAGUCUGAAGGCAGCAUAUUCCUUCUACAACGUGCACACCUCCAUGCCGCUGAUCGACCUGAUGGGAGAUGCGCUCAUCCUGGCCAAAUCGAAAGGAUUUGAUGUUUUUAAUGCACUGGACCUGAUGGAGAACAAGACGUUUCUGGAGAAGCUGAAGUUUGGUAUCGGAGAUGGGAAUCUACAGUAUUAUCUGUACAAUUGGAAAUGCCCCAGCAUGGGUCCAGAGAAAGUUGGUUUAGUACUGCAGUGACCCUCUUGCCUCAUCAAAGCCCUUCCUUGCGUCAUUGUGAAGCCAAGAACUGACGUCACGCACUGACCACCUGACCGAUGCGCCAGAAGGACUUCCACGUUUAGGAAGAAAAAGCCACCGCCCGUUUCUCAAAUUUAUUAUUUUUUCUUCCUUUCCCCAGAACUUGAAUUGGACCUGCACUACCGCUGCCAGGCCCUCUUCUUAUUUUUCUGUCUUUUUUUUCCUUUCUUUCUCCCUCAGCACUUGGAUCUAUAAUUAAUUCCAGUUGUUCUUGCGAUCUCGGUCGUGAAGCGAGCGUGAAUUUGCUGAAUGCCGUGAAGCAGCAGCUGCUCUUUCACUCUGCCUCUGACUACGCUCUCAUUACUCAGACUCAAUCCAGCCGUUUUCUCUCCCUGUCCAAAUGUGAGGUGCUUCUUUUUUUUUUUUUUUUUUCCCUUCUUUCUUUCUUGUCAUCCACGCCUAAUUAAUCUUAAGAGGUCGCCCGGUGUUUGUAACAGGACAAUAACAAAAGGAAAAAAAAAAUGCUUUAAACAUCAAGAAAAAAAAGCUGAUGAGGUAAUAAAACUCCACAAUGGACAUUAUAAAGGGCUGCUGUCAGAAAUUUUUUUUUUUUUCUUUUCACAAUUACUGAGUCACUGAUUCAUUGUUGUCAUACAUACUGUAAAGGAGAGAUUUCUUUCGUGCUUUUUUUUUUUCCCCCUUCUUCCUAAUUGAUGGAUCGCUGCUUUAUCACUAACUCACUGCCUGUGAUUUCACUGUAACGCCAACAGAGAAGCCCUGUGUACAUGCACACAUAACACAUAACAGCAAAAUAUCAGUAAAAACAAAUGACAACUAGUAGUCCAGGACAUGGACGUGGACUAAUGAUUAAUCCUAAGAGGUUGAAUACUGACUGUGUUGGAAAGGUGGAGACGCAUCAGGGGUUGUGAGGAGGGUUGAAAUAAAUAUUUAAAUGCA